Trichoderma virens Gv29-8 is the source of this 1056-nucleotide messenger RNA. RefSeq lists its product as uncharacterized. Bases 1 to 1056 code for a protein of 351 amino acids. Gene Ontology annotation, molecular function: histone binding; DNA binding. Gene Ontology annotation, biological process: regulation of DNA-templated transcription; nucleosome assembly. The record is from RefSeq and is a predicted model, not a curated record. Gene Ontology annotation, cellular component: nucleolus. NCBI's taxonomy places the organism in Eukaryota, Fungi, Ascomycota, Sordariomycetes, Hypocreales, Hypocreaceae. The transcript is spliced from 2 exons.
AUGCCGAUUGGAGAUCUUUUAGCCCAAAUUAGCGGUGGAAAGUCCUCGGACAGCCCUGCGCCCGCUGUUCAACGACUACCAAGCGUUUCUAUCAAGCGAAAGGCAGAUGAUGAUCUCGCUAGGAAUGACUCCAAGACACCGCGUCUCUUCGCACAACCGGCAAAGUUGCCACAGCGACCCGUCACCGCCCCUUUGCCGAGACCGACCCCGAUCCCUUCGAAGACGGUAAAUAUUGCUAGUCGACCAGCCAAGCCGGUUGUUGCUAGCAAACCACCACCGGCGCCCUUAGCCGACCCGAGCAAACCCAAGGCUCCUCCGAAGAAGGGUUCCUAUGCCGAAAUUCUCGCACGAGCCCAACGGGCACAGGCCGUGAUGGGGCAAGUCGGGAAAAUUCAACACAAAAAGGUUGAGAAAGGAGCUAUCAAGAGGGAAAAAGAGAGGAGCGAUGUGAGGGCCGCACCAUCGGGUGCUCUGGGGAAGAAGCCUCCUGUUGGCUACAAGGGGUCGUCGAAGCCGGUACAGCGCAACGGUACCAACGGGAAUGCGACUUCAAAAGCUGAUCGGAACGGUGCGGCAUCCCGACCCACAGCCAAGGCCACGACAUCUUCAAGGAAGGCGCCCGAACCAGAGCCGGAGAAGAAGGUGAAAAAAGCAGCGGUGGCAACCACCGGCUACACCGGGACAGCCCGUCCCAAACCGGGCGCAAUAUCGAAGAAAGGCAGCGCUCAACGUGGUGGUGCCUUACUCAAUGCGCCUCCCCCCAGAUCAAACUCAUCCAGACGAGGAGGCCGGUACGAAGAUGACUAUGACGAGGAGAUGGACGACUUCAUCGAUUAUGACGACGAAGAAGACGACAAUCCACGCUAUGGUUAUGCGUCAGAUGCUUCAUCCGACAUGGAGGCUGGCAUGGACGACAUUGAUGACGAAGAACGAAUGGCGGAGCAAAUUGCUCGUCGCGAAGAUUUGCAAGAGGAACGACUUGAGAGAUCGCUAAAGGUGGCAAAGGAAGAGAGGAAGCGUAAAGCCCUCGAAGCCUUACGGGCCAAUCGACGCUAA